AUGCAGCAAUCACAACUCUAUCCUAAGGGUUAUCUUCCUGUACAUAGCAUGGCCACACCUACGUCACAUUACUCAGGUUUGGAAAUCCAGCAUCAUUUACAAAGCUCUCACUCUGUAUUGACCUCGACAUUCCCUGGGAAACCAGAUCACGAGUUGACUUCCACCAAGCAAAACCUUUACGAUUAUGGAAGGUUUGAUUUCAAUUCUCAAUCACUACCACAACGAACCUGUGAAACUUGUGGCAGUCAGUAUCAAUGUACUCGAGCUACUGAUGCUCAAGGUUCAGCAUCACCUUUGCUAGAGGUCUGUGACCGUUGCCUAGCCAAUACUUUAGCUUAUACCAACAACCCAACCAACACGAGAUAUUCUGCCAGCCAUUGCCCUCAAACACCAUCUUUCUCUCCGCCUUCGAGGUUCACUGGGUAUGGCUCAAGUCCAAACUACUCCAACCAAUCUGCCAUAGUUCCUUCCCCCAAUGUCAAUUACCCGUAUCAGAAUAACGACCUUCUCAACGCAUCACCGCAGAGGGCCUUUAAGACACCUGUUGCACCAUCUUCUAACCGCAAUGGUUCAGCUCGCUCCAAUGCAUCAAAGUCUUCAACAUCAUCCCCAGUUACCUCUCAUUCAGCCGCUUCGGUGACGGGCAAGGAAAGCUUCGAGACCGCUAGCAAACGUCCACAUGCAAGAGGCUACAUCACGACUCUAGACGCUCGACUUUCUAGAUUGGAAGUCAUGCUUGGAGACCUUGUACCCAACUCUUCUGAUCAAUUGGGAUCCAAUGCCGCCAAAAUUUCAAACCCGAUUGGAAACGUCAAGCCAAGCGAGACAAGGGAAGCGAUUCCGAGUAGCAAACGAAGAGAAAAAUCUCGCAACGAGUCAGCUCUCGAACGCCCAAGGAUGCGUUACUCGCCGCAAGACCAAUUGAUCGUGAUUCAAGUAGGCUCUAUGGUACUGAUUCUAGAAAACUUUCUAUCGGAAGAGAAUUAUCAACCAUCCACAUCUUCUCUGGAAGAAGAAUCUAAAUAA
This is a messenger RNA of Melampsora larici-populina 98AG31, 1026 nucleotides long. RefSeq lists its product as uncharacterized. Lineage: Eukaryota; Fungi; Basidiomycota; Pucciniomycetes; Pucciniales; Melampsoraceae. The transcript has 3 exons. The coding region runs from base 1 to 1026 and encodes 341 amino acids. The record is from RefSeq and is a predicted model, not a curated record.